UUGUGACUAUGGAGACAAGUAGUGACUUGAUAGCCUACCCUGAGAGGCUCAGUUUGUUGAAGCUGAUUCUGAGUGUAAUAUUGCCUUAUGGAGAGCCAGUCAUACGUCCACAGCUGGACCAGUACUGGAAAAUAAAGCUCUCGCUUAUAUUGAUGAAAAUUGUGGAGUAUGUUGCAGGACCCUUGAAAGCAUUGGGUAUCUUGGUUGAAUUUCUUCUGAACCUGUUUUCUCAGAAUGGGGGAUUGUUAAGAACCCUGUUCAGUUUAUUAAACGGAAGCAUGAUCAUACCCAAGAGAGGAUCAGAAGAAUUUUUAAGUGUGAUUGGCCAUUUAGAGCGGCGCAGAGAUCUGUAUAAGAGCAUCUCUGAAGAUGAUCUCUCCGUCAUGGAUGGUGGGGAUCGAGUGUUUGCAGAUAUCUCAGCCAUGGCUUCAACUUUAGCUUAUGAAAACAAGUUGGUUAUCAGGAAAACAGUCAACCAGCACUGGAAGAUGCAUUUUGUGGAGUUCUUCGACUUUUGGGACGGUAUGGAAUCUUUCUGGACAAACCAAGUGUAA
Cryptomeria japonica (Japanese cedar) is the source of this 554-nucleotide messenger RNA. Its product is annotated as triacylglycerol lipase OBL1-like. Gene Ontology annotation, biological process: lipid metabolic process. The transcript is spliced from 3 exons. Gene Ontology annotation, molecular function: triacylglycerol lipase activity. The coding region runs from base 9 to 554 and encodes 181 amino acids. Lineage: Eukaryota; Viridiplantae; Streptophyta; Pinopsida; Cupressales; Cupressaceae. The record is from RefSeq and is a predicted model, not a curated record.